CUACUACCUGCAAGCUCGUGAGACAAGGCCACAUUUUCGAUCCUCCAACAACUUUGACUUUUCUUAAGAAUUACAUUAAAAAACCAGGAUUCCUUUGUCUUCAUAUCAAGAUCAUAAAGCCAUUUGGUUCCUGUAUCGUCCUUUCAUACGUUAGGCAAAACUUCACCUUGCAUAUCUGAAGUCCAAUUCACCUUUGACAACACAUUUGGGCACUGCUGCACCACAUCGGCAUCAUCGUCGUCUUCUUUCCCGACACUCCCACGACCUACGAAACAUUUCCCGAGAAUUAGAACCACCACUGGUGUUUUCUCAAGAUGACGCUCUAUUACACACUUGUCUUCAUACUCCUGGUGGCGGAGAUGUCACUCUUUAUGUUCCUCGUUGUCCCAAUGCCUUUUGCCAUCCGGCGAAAGAUGUUCACCUUCCUCUCAGAGAACCCUGUUGUUGCCAAGUUACAAUACUGGCUCAAAAUCACCUUCGUAUUCAUCUUGAUUCUAUUCCUGGAUAGUGUCAACCGCGUCUACCGUGUUCAACUUGAGCUAGCCGCCGCUACCGAGAAACAGGGCACAGCAGCGGUGAUGGGUCACGAACGUCUCGAAGUCCAAGCACGCAAGUUCUACAGCCAGCGCAACAUGUACCUAUGCGGCUUCACCCUGUUCCUAUCUCUUAUCCUGAACCGCACGUACAUUAUGAUCCUGGAAGUUCUCCGCCUGGAAGAGAAGGUUAAGCAGUACGAGGGCACCGACCGCAAGACUAAGGAAUCUGAGAAAUUGGCCGAGGCCGGAAAGCCCGGCGAGAUCGCCCGCCUCCGUACCGAACUUGAGAAGAAGGACCGUGAUAUCGAGACUCUGCGUAAGCAGGCUGAGGGUUUAUCCCGCGAGUACAACAAUCUGUGUGAGAAGUAUGGCGAGACUCAGCCUCCCGCUGGCACUCGCAAGGAUAAAUAGAUAACGUAACCCCGUACCACACAAGAGACCGAUACCAUAGCAACGCAGUACGUUUAUGGCUGGACGGAGAGUGGUGAAAAUUACGAAGGAUAGGAUUGUCUAGGUGGCAUGCUAUCCCGCUUUUUUUUCGGAGGCUGCGAAUGUCACAAUCGAUAGAGAUGGCGUAACGGGGAAAAUGGCGAAGGGAAAAUGGAUGGACCAACUGAAACAUUGCACUAUAUGAGAAGAAGAGCUUGAGUAUGGACGAGUUGGCCUAUCUUCCUUCCCAUCUUACGGUAUUGGUGGGUAUAGAUUCUCCUGUUCGCAUGUAUGGAUAGGAGAGGCUUUGAUGGAUCAAUACAGAAUUUCUGCUUUUCCCCAUUUGACUAACCUGCGAUUAUAUUUGUUCGUGAUUGGGUGGUGUCUGAGGUAUGUAACCGACUAGGCCAUCCCAGCAUGGUCGUUGAUCUAACAUUGCCGGUGGAAGACCGUUACUGUGAUGGGUUAUUUAUACUUCACUCUGCAGACUGUAUGGACGAGUUGCUAAUAGACUAGAGGAAUGGUCACCUGUGAGAUUGGAU
This is a messenger RNA of Annulohypoxylon maeteangense, 1507 nucleotides long. Its product is annotated as B-cell receptor-associated 31-like protein. Lineage: Eukaryota; Fungi; Ascomycota; Sordariomycetes; Xylariales; Hypoxylaceae. Gene Ontology annotation, biological process: intracellular protein transport; endoplasmic reticulum to Golgi vesicle-mediated transport. The coding region runs from base 315 to 947 and encodes 210 amino acids. Gene Ontology annotation, cellular component: endoplasmic reticulum; endoplasmic reticulum membrane. The transcript is spliced from 4 exons. The record is from RefSeq and is a predicted model, not a curated record.